This is a messenger RNA of Colletotrichum godetiae, 1443 nucleotides long. Its product is annotated as D-isomer specific 2-hydroxyacid dehydrogenase. The transcript is spliced from 8 exons. The record is from RefSeq and is a predicted model, not a curated record. Gene Ontology annotation, molecular function: NAD binding; oxidoreductase activity, acting on the CH-OH group of donors, NAD or NADP as acceptor. The coding region runs from base 1 to 1443 and encodes 480 amino acids. NCBI's taxonomy places the organism in Eukaryota, Fungi, Ascomycota, Sordariomycetes, Glomerellales, Glomerellaceae.
AUGAGCUCAGCACAAGAUAUCACUGGCGCUUCUGCGCACGGGAGACAGCUCGAAGUUUCCGCCAGCUUGGGACUUUCAACUUCGCCAACCGCCACUUUCACCUCCCCCCCUUCAAGCUUUGCUAGAGCCGGCCCUGCUCUAGCCCAGAGGCCAGCCCCGAAGCUUCUGAAGCCCUUCAACACCCAGGACAUUAAGAUUUUGCUACUCGAAAAUGUCAACCAGACAGGAAAAGACAUCCUGACCGAGCAAGGUUACCAGGUCGAGGCUCUCAAGACCUCUCUGCCUGAAGAUCAGCUCAUUGAGAAGAUUCGGGACGUGCAUGUCAUUGGUAUUCGCUCCAAGACCAAGUUGACCGAGAAGGUCCUGCGUGAGGCCAAGAACCUGCUCGUCAUUGGCUGCUUCUGCAUCGGCACCAACCAGGUCAACCUCGAAUACGCCGCCGCUCACGGCAUUGCUGUCUUCAACUCCCCUUUCGCCAACUCGCGCAGUGUUGCAGAGCUUGUUAUUGCCGAGAUCAUCACCCUGGCCCGCCAGCUUGGUGACCGCUCCAAUGAGAUGCACCGCGGCACCUGGAACAAGGUCAGCUCCAAGUGCUGGGAAAUCCGUGGCAAGACGCUCGGUAUCGUGGGCUAUGGCCACAUUGGCUCGCAGCUUUCCGUCUUGGCUGAGGCCAUGGGUAUGAAUGUUGUCUAUUACGAUGUCGUGAAUCUGAUGGCCUUGGGAACCUCGACCCAAGUACCCACCUUGGAAGCCUUGCUGGAGGAGGCCGACUUCGUUACCUUGCACGUACCUGAGCUGCCAGAGACCAAGAACCUGAUCUCCACUGCUCAGCUCGAGAAGAUGAAGACUGGCGCUUACCUGAUUAACGCCAGCCGUGGUAGUGUUGUCGAUAUUCAGGCUUUGAUUAACGCCAUGCGCUCUGGCAAGAUUGCCGGUGCUGCUCUUGACGUCUACCCCAACGAGCCUGCGGCCAACGGCGACUACUUUAACAGCUCGCUCAACACAUGGGGCGAGGAUCUGCGUAGCCUGAACAACAUCAUCUUGACGCCACACAUUGGUGGUAGCACUGAGGAAGCCCAGCGUGCUAUUGGUGUCGAAGUUGCCGAGGCGCUUGUUCGCUACAUUAACCAGGGCACCACACUCAACAGUGUUAACCUGCCUGAGGUUAACCUAAGAUCAUUGACUCUGGAUGAGCCCGACCACGCUCGUAGAGCUGAUAGGGGAAUCCAGGUCAUCUACAUCCACCGCAACGUUCCUGGUGUAUUGCGCAGAGUUAACGAGAUUCUUGGUAACCACAAUGUUGACAAGCAGAUCUCUGACAGCAGAGGCGACAUUGCGUACCUCAUGGCCGACGUAAGCGACGUCAAGGCCGAAGAUAUCAAGGAGAUCAACGACGGUCUGGAUUCUCUGAGCUCACGCAUCAUGACCCGCGUCUUGUACUAG